AUGCAAAUAUAUUUCCCUAUUCUUCGAUUCACACAUCUGGAUGAAAAUGUUUUCUUAGCUUCAGUAUCAACAACAACCUUAGUCACUGGUAUUAGUAUAGGAAAUCAAAGCGGAUCACCUUGUUCAUCGUAUACAACCAUCGAUGAUCCGUCACGAAAUAUUGCUCAAUCGACAUUAUACGCUUUGUGUGAUAAAGGAUCACCAUUCAAUACGAGUAAUGGUGGCUCUUGGAUACGAUUUAUUGGUACUGGUGGUACUAUUAUUCCAUUAAUAUCGCUUGGUAUGGGUCACUGUAGUGCUUAUACAGGAGGUUGGUUCAAUGGAACGCUACCAACAACAGUGAGUGCUGUAGUUAAUAGAACUUUUCGUACACCCAUUCCUAAAGCACGAGCAUUUGAAAAUACAGAACUUACUCAAAAACCAAUCGAUCACAAAGAUCGAUUUGUCGAAGAUCAUGAUUAUACUUCACAAUCAACAAGUAUCCUUACUACUGAAUUGCUAGAAACCAAUCGUAAACAAACUGGCAGUACCCGAUCAAAGAUUAUUACAGUUAUUAUUGUAAUAACUGUAAUUAUUUUAAUUGUGGGUAUUGUUGUCGGUGUGGUAGCUGGUGUUUCUAAGUCUGAACAAAGUACAUCGGAAACAACGACAAUAAAUAAUCAAACUUCAUUUUCAGUAUCAACAACAACCUUAGUGAGUAGUAUUAGUAUAGGAAAUCAAAGUGGACUACCCUGUUCAUCAUAUACAACUAUUGAUGAUCCAUCACGCAAUGUUGCUCAAUCAUCAUUAUUCGGAUCAUGCGAUAAUGGAUCACCAUUCAAUGCGAGUAAUGGUGGUUCUUGGAUACGAUUUAUCGGUACUGGUGGUACUAUAAUUCCAUUAGCAGCACCUGCUCAAGGUCAUUGUGGUGCUUACGUAGGAGGCUGGUUCAAUGGUAUAUUACCGACAACAGUGAGUUCUGUAGGUAACGGAACGGCAUGCUUCUCAAUGAAUACAGUUCCUUGUUUUCUCGCCUCCUCUGUAUCGAUAAUUAAUUGUGGUGGUUUCUAUGUUUACUUUCUACCACCUGUCUCUGUUUGUAAUACACGCUAUUGUACAACAUGA
Messenger RNA from Rotaria sp. Silwood1, 1104 nucleotides. Lineage: Eukaryota; Metazoa; Rotifera; Eurotatoria; Philodinida; Philodinidae. The record is from the annotation of a GenBank genome assembly.